AUGAGCACCAAACUUCAAAGUCCGGACACAUCAGCAUGCUGUGGGUCCAACCUUCAAAAGUACUCUAUCUCGCAGCAUAGUUCAAAUGAGAACGACGUUGAAGCAAUUCUAAUUAAGGGGAUGAAUGACUUAUCAUUCGAUGAAUUGCAACGUGAACAAGAAGAACUCCAUGGAGUUGCAGCUAAGAUUGACGCCACAACUGAUGUGUUGCUCCAGUCUCUCGAGGAACAUCUGAAUCGGAUAAAGAAAGGAACUGUUCUUGAAUCAGCAGAAGCCAAAAAUCCAUCAUCUGUCCACAGGCGUGACUUUAAGAUGGCCUUUAUCCGAGGCAACCGGAACGAUCCAAAGUCAGCAGCAGAGCAAAUGAUCAGAUACUACGACUUGAAGCAAAAGCUGUUUGGCCAAGAGAAACUGACUCGAGAUAUCACAUUGCAGGAUUUGAAUGAAGAGGAUAUGGAAUCAUUGAUGGCCGGCCAUGUGCAACUUGGCAGUGCCCCUGACCGUUCCGGGCGUUCGAUAGCCUGGGCGUUUCCAGGACUGAGAACAGAUGCGAGUCCACUCCGGCCUAACUUCUACAUUGGCAUGGAUAUAAUAUCAUUGAUGGAGGAUGUGAGCCGUGGUACUGUCAUCGUGUCUUAUCAGGUCGGCGAUGAAUUCAAAGAAAAAGGCAAUCCCAAUUUUGGUGAAGCCAUGGAGGCGGCGUUAGCUAUGCCAUGCAACAUUGCAGCUUAUCAUUUCUGCUUCUCAAGUCGUGUAGAGGCAUGGAUAGCUCAAACUGCGGUUGCGGUAAUGCCGCCGCAUCUCCGUGCCAAAACUAAAAUCCAUUAUGGUAGCCACCAAGAGUGCCUGUACCAUCUGUCAAGCUAUGGAAUACCGCGAGAAGCUUUUCCUUUAACGCCAAAUUAUGAAAUGGACUUGACCUAUCAUAGGUUCUGGCUUCAACAGUGCAUCGAGAAAGAGCAAAUGAAUCAGUCCCUCCAUGCCAACGAUUCAUCCAGUGCAAAGCGCGAAGACAGAAAUAUUCAUUUUCUGAAAAAGAAUGUGAAAGGCGAAACGCCGACAGAAAAUGAUUUCUUAUGCGUAGGUAGAAAGGUCAAUGCAAAAGGGAACGAGCGGCUGAUGUCUCUGGCGGUCAUGAAUGCUGAUGCCUAUGAUACUGGAAGUCUCAUGAAAAAAAGGAUGAUUAUCAGCUCGAUGAUGGAAGAAAUCUGGCGGAACGGUGGAAGGUUCUUGAAAUUGGAUACCACUCAAGAUCAAGGUUGGAUAAAAGUGGACGACGUUGAAAUGCGCGAAAAGAUCGGCCAGACUUUCCGCAAUAUGCGUUACCGUCGAGCAAUGAUGCAAUCGAAAGCAGCAUUGAAUGGAGCAAACAGCGGCAGAAACGGCAAGCCAGUCACAAUAUCUCGAGCUCAUGCAGGGCUGUCAGCAUCGACAAAGGAGGAGUUGACAAGCGGAGCUUCGGCCGUUCACGAGGCUAUCAUUGUGAACGAAUGCAAAGACGAAGAUGUUCUAUUCGGCAAUUUUAGGGACCACGCAGGCAAUCGAAGACUGCGAGACUUGGUGGAAUCUAUUGCGUCUCAGUAUGAUACCGCUAGUCGGGGAGACAAAAGGCGACUGGCAGAUCAGAUACUGGCUCAAGUGAAAGAGAGCAGAGGCCGGUUCUUGAAGCCAUUGGACGACGGGCGGUGGGAGAUUGUUUCCGACAGAGUUGCAUCACAGAAGAUUGGGUACCACUUUCGCAACCUUCGAAGAAAGCAGUGGAGAUAG
This is a messenger RNA of Cylindrotheca closterium, 1767 nucleotides long. NCBI's taxonomy places the organism in Eukaryota, Bacillariophyta, Bacillariophyceae, Bacillariales, Bacillariaceae. The record is from the annotation of a GenBank genome assembly.